Boleophthalmus pectinirostris (great blue-spotted mudskipper) is the source of this 1595-nucleotide messenger RNA. RefSeq names its product radial spoke head 3. The record is from RefSeq and is a predicted model, not a curated record. Bases 303 to 1277 code for a protein of 324 amino acids. The transcript is spliced from 9 exons. Gene Ontology annotation, cellular component: cilium. NCBI's taxonomy places the organism in Eukaryota, Metazoa, Chordata, Actinopteri, Gobiiformes, Gobiidae.
UCUAACCAGAUCUGAGAACUUUGCUCGCCUUCCAGAAGUUUCUUGGAUGUCAAAAGCAGACACUCUCCACAUUUCUCUCAUUUUAUAAGGUAACUUAGAAACUAUGACUCUAAGGUUAGUUGGGUUGUCUAGCUCCUCUAGGUGGUUAAUGUCCUGCAUUGCAUUGUUACAACCAGUCAAAAAGAGAGAGUAGCUAUGAAGAGCUCUGGCAUCGUCUGCUUUAACCUGUGACCAGUUUACAGCUCUAUUCAGACACAACAGCGACACAACUGAACACGAAGAGUCACCUGCAGGAGUAAAACAUGGCGUUUGUUUCCCAGAGAGAGACGAGCGACACUUAUACUUUCUCCAGCCGCCCCAGAGUCGUGGAGAACAGGAGCCGAUACCGAGAAGCGCCGCCGGAGCAGCCUCACUAUGGAAACAUCAUGUACGACCGCCGCGUGGUCAGAGGGAACACCUAUGCCCAGCGCAUCCUGCCCACUACCACACAAGCGGAGUUGGCAGAGAUGCAGAGGCUGCAGGAGCAAAGGAGGAAAGCUGUGGCCCGGAGAAGAGCUCGUGAUCAGGUCCGAGUGAGGACUCCAGAGCCUCUGCAGGGCCGGCAGCACACGGACGUCCAGACUGAGCUGUACCUGGAGGAGCUGAGUAACACAGUGAUGGAGAGUGAUGUCCAGUGUCAGACAGACUCCUUUCUGGACAGACCGGUCACUCCUCUAUUUGUCCCUGCCAAAUCUGGGGUGGAUGCGGAAACUCAAAUCCAGGAAGGAGAGCUAUUUGAUUUUGACCGGGAGGUGCAGGGCCUCCUGGAGGUGCUGGUGGGAAAAGUUAUGGAGCAGUCUCUGUUGGAGGUGAUGGAGGAGGAGGAGCUGGCCUCUCUGCGCGCUCAGCAGAGAGAUUUUGAGGAAAAACGAAACGCUCAUCUGUGUGAAGUUCAGAGACUGCAGGAGCAAGAGCGGAGGCACACGGAGGAGAAGGAGAGAAGAAUCGCACAGCAGAAGGAAGUCUUGAAGAGAGAAAAGGAAAUCGCUCAGAAGAUCGCAGCUCGCGCAUACACGCAGCAGCACCUCGCCAACCUCGUCCCGUCCAUCUUCAAGUCUCUGCGGUGUCACGGCUUCUUCGUGGACACAGUGCAAACCGAUGUUGAAACUAAUUUCUUGCCCUGGCUGAUGAAAGAAGUUCACUCCACUUUGGACAAGAAGUACGCAGCUAGAUCUGUGCUGGACGAUAUAAUAAACGAGGUGAGACUGAAGCGGCUUCCUGAAGGGACAAAACCUUAGAGACAUCUAUGGAGAAAAAAUGCAUCAAGGUGCUGUAACAGGCCAAGACUCAAGACCUGAAGACCUGCAAGUGGCGAGAUUUAAUCUGUUUGUAUUUCACUAAUAAAACUACUGCACAUCUCAUCAGGUUUGUGAAGCUGUGAUGAAUGUUUUGUAUCAUGCAUUUUUUAUAUUUAUGGAUAAUUGUCUUGUGUGGGAGCUUGGAUAUCAUAAAUUUGUGGGAGGAGCAUUGGACGAACUUUAUACUUCACUCUCUAUUUUAAUACAUAGUUCUGGUAAAGUGUCUUCAACUAUGACAGAAAUGGACACUAAUUAUAG